AUGACACUGCAAUAUCACAGCUCUCACUUUCAAGCCAACUUUGACCAGCAUGGAGAUAUCCGCACUUCGCGUAUCCCGGUUGACCCGUCGGUUAUUAUAUGGGCUAAAGAUCGUCCCUGGUUCCCGGAAUACAAAGGGUUCUACAUCUUGCGCAAGAACUGGAACUACGCGACGUAUCUGGGGGUCCUUAGCGAGGCCAAAUUUUGA
Messenger RNA from Penicillium daleae, 207 nucleotides. RefSeq lists its product as uncharacterized. The record is from RefSeq and is a predicted model, not a curated record. The transcript has 2 exons. NCBI's taxonomy places the organism in Eukaryota, Fungi, Ascomycota, Eurotiomycetes, Eurotiales, Aspergillaceae. The coding region runs from base 1 to 207 and encodes 68 amino acids.